AUGGCCACCGCUAUCGCUCCUAUCACCGGCAUUCUCCGCCGCGCUCUGGUUCUUGACUUGAGCACCGCUUUCGGUUUCGGCACCACCUUCGGCUACCUCUGGUGGUACGGCUACCACCUUCCCCGCGUCCGCGCUCGUGACGAGUACUACAACCGCCUCGAGCAGGAGCGUGCCGCCGGCCAGGCGUAA
Aspergillus mulundensis is the source of this 189-nucleotide messenger RNA. Its product is annotated as cytochrome c oxidase subunit VIIa. NCBI's taxonomy places the organism in Eukaryota, Fungi, Ascomycota, Eurotiomycetes, Eurotiales, Aspergillaceae. Gene Ontology annotation, biological process: mitochondrial electron transport, cytochrome c to oxygen. The record is from RefSeq and is a predicted model, not a curated record. Bases 1 to 189 code for a protein of 62 amino acids. The transcript is spliced from 4 exons.